UUGAACACACAGCAAGAUAUGGCAAAUUUGAAGAUUGCAGCAAGAUUUUCCGAUUACGUAUUGGGAAGAGCCGGCGGUGGUCGGAGUCCUAGGCUUUUUGUCACCUCUACCAGAGCUCUGCAAAAGGGGAAGUCUGAUAAAGAGUCGGCGGUAGAAUGUGAGAAGAUAACUGAAGCUGCAGAGGCAGUUAAAGAGGGGGCCAAGGAAGUGAGGAGGACAAGUGAGUUGAUUAGAGACACUGCCAGUACUGCUACUCAAAGUGUGAUUAAGAUGACGAAAGAGGUGAGUGAGAAGGCAUCCGAGACUGCAGAAAACAUCACAGAUUCAGCAGUGGGUUUGGUUAAGGCGGCUUCUGAAAAGAUCAAGGACUCCGUGGGUGGCAAGUAAUUGAGAAUAUGACACGUGCAUGCGGCUCAUUACAAAUGAAUGGUUAGUCUCCAAGAGUGCUAAAAAGCCACUCAUGUACUUGGAUUUAAAUUUGACACCUUUACCCUGAUAAGGAUGUGCACCCAUUUUCCUUUCUCCGAUGUAUUGCAAGAGGGGGAUAAAAGUUUCUUAAUCUGUCUCUGGCCAAAGGAAGAAACAUACUG
Molecule: messenger RNA, 590 nt
Organism: Diospyros lotus (date-plum)
Lineage: Eukaryota; Viridiplantae; Streptophyta; Magnoliopsida; Ericales; Ebenaceae
Exons: 3
Coding region: 19-387 (122 amino acids)
Source: RefSeq, a predicted model, not a curated record